UUCACACGAAUCAUUCUUACAAUUGCAUAUUCGGGUUCUCUCUCAAUCAUCUCACUCUCUAUUGAAUUCUCACUUCCGGAUGGGUGCUACCGGGAAUCAUCUCUGCUUCGAUCUGGUUGAAGAAUCGCAGAAGAGAAACCCUGGUGCCUCCAUUUGCGCCGCCGAAGGUGUUGUUGGGUUCAAAGACGCAGCCAUCUUGCAGGACUACCAUGUAUUGCCGCAGUUCCGAAAUGCGAUGGCGAAGUUUAUGGGGAAAGUGAGAGGGGACAGAGUGAGCUUCGACCCAGACAGGAUUGUUAUGGUACGCGGAGCCGCUGGAGCUCACGAGACCAUCGGUUUCUGCUUGGUGGAUCCCGGCGAGGCUCUGUUAGUGCCCACCCCGUAUUACCCAGGAUACGAUCACUAUUUCAGCCGGAGGGUAGGAGUCGAGCUGGUGCCGAUCGAAUGCGACAGUGCCAACAACUUCAAGCUGAGGAUGGAGGACUUGGAAGCUGCCUACGAAAUGGCGAAGCAGAACAACAUUCGAGUCAAAGGGCUGUUGUUGACAAACCCGUCCAACCCAUCGGGAACGAUUCUCGGCGGGGACACCUUGAGGAGUGUAGAAAUUGAUGAUGCGGAAGGAAACGAACACAAAAGACAAGGGAUUUUACGUGGUAUCCUCGAUUGAUUGAUCGAGACUAAUCCACGGUGAGCUCGAAAGAGCUCACGGCUGACUUAUUAUGGGACUACAUUGUGACGGCUUGCUUAUGACAGAACCAUAGCUAAGCUUUUAUAGAGAACGACUUAGGGUUAAAACCCUAAAGACAACCAAGUUCCCUCUUUUACCCGGACAAGGAAACAAGAGACUUGUUGGACAAGGAAUUAAUUAUUUUUGACUAAAUAAUCAAUAUCCUCAACACUCCCCCUCAAGCGAAGACAUAAAUGACAAGAAUGUCGAGCUUGAAAAUGAACAACACUCAAACAACCUCUUGCUGGCAAUGACGAUCCAACAGGCUGUGACUUUGUUCGCUUGCGGGAGAUGUAGACAAAUGAUGAAACUAAUCAAUGCUUGACCCAGUUCUUUUGAUAGUGAACUCAGCAUGAUGAAAUUCCUUGACGUCUUGGAUGAGACUGAUCCGACUUCAUGCUUGACCUAGUUCAACAAUAGUGAACUCCACAUGGCGGAAUUACCUUGACGUCUUGGAUGAGACUGGAGACUGAUGACUACGUUGUUGACUUUGGAGACUUCUAACUGCACUGCUGAUUGUGCUUCUCCGAACAACCUGACUGAUCGAUAGACGUGGUCAACUUGAUGACUGAACUAGUCGACCUACGUGUGAUGAUUCCCUAUUCUCCCCCUCAAGCUGGAGCAUGAACGACGUGAAUGCCCAGCUUGAAAGUUAAAAUGGUGAAGACUGAAAUUUACCUGAUUCUGAACGUCGAGGUGACGAUCACUCCUUGGAUCGUGACUACCUCGUUGUAUGACUUGAUAAAACUUUGCUAACGAGAGCUUCUCUAUAUUCCCAACACUAGCUAUUGAAGGGGCGACAACUGCAGGUCACGAUUAUCUUCAAUGCCAUGACUUUGAUGUUGGUGAAGAGUUGCUUGACGAACACCGUUCAACAAAUGAGAAGAAUGCAACUACAACAAUGAAAUUGCAUACCCGAAAAAUCCAACUUUACAAUGACGGUGGCUGCCUUCGACUUAACGUUGAAUUCCCAUGAGCUGCAAAUAAACCAUUGGUAGAAGU
Molecule: messenger RNA, 1729 nt
Organism: Linum trigynum
Lineage: Eukaryota; Viridiplantae; Streptophyta; Magnoliopsida; Malpighiales; Linaceae
Source: the annotation of a GenBank genome assembly